Molecule: messenger RNA, 2218 nt
Organism: Periophthalmus magnuspinnatus
Lineage: Eukaryota; Metazoa; Chordata; Actinopteri; Gobiiformes; Gobiidae
Gene: depdc4
Product: DEP domain containing 4
Exons: 9
Coding region: 75-1703 (542 amino acids)
Biological process (GO): intracellular signal transduction
Source: RefSeq, a predicted model, not a curated record
AGAAGAAGAAGAAGAAGUUUGACGAGCCGUCCCGUGCGUGAGAUACCAAAACGAAUGUUGAAAGAGAACGUCCGAUGGCGGUAGAUUUGACUCCUCGGUUUAGAAGAUUAAACAGUCAAACGCGAAGUUUUCGUGAAAAUGUGCUGCAUGUACAACAAGGUUACUCCGGGCCCUUUGGUGCCACACAGCUAUGGCACAACAUAAUCCAUGCACUAAAGACACAGGUGGAGGUGCGCCACUGCCGGAGACAUCUUCGUGUUCAUGCAGACUGCUUCAUGGGCUCUGAUGCUGUGGAUGCGGUCCUCAGUUUUCUGAUGCAGAAUGUAGUGUUUAGCACAAGUGAAGUGUCUCGUCUUAAAGCUGCACGCCUGUGUCAGGCUCUGAUGGAAGCCAAAGUCUUUGAACCUGUAGGAACAAAGCUGUUUCACAAAGGAAAGGAAGUUUCCUUUGAGGAUAGUACUUCAAGCCUGUAUCGAUUUAUGGAGCCUUGCACCACCAUAGUGGACACAGACACUGAAAAUGUACAGCCACGAGAGCUUGAGACGAAGUGGAACAUGAGCUACAGCCCGUCCGAAAUAAGGACCAUUUCAAAUCCUAUUGCUACUGGCCCAUUUGAAAGGAGAAUUCAUAGGCUACUGAGGACUAUAAGCGUCCAACUGCCCAUUUCACCAUCUCAAGGCAAAAGGAGCACAACCACCUUACUUUCCAAAGCUGUGGUGGAAGAGGUUUGGAAGCAGCAGACCCUCCUUCAGCUUUUACAGACUGUUGAAGUGCCUGUUCUGGACUCCAUUUUGAACUCUCCUCCCAGGGUUCAGCGUCAGACCAGCCUGGCACCACUGUCCAAACAAGACCUUGUUAUCUCCAACACAUGCUUGGAGAGGGAACUGAUGGAUACCUUAAACCUUCCCCAGCUAGAUGAGUGGCUGUCUGCUGCAGCAGACCUUCUUGAGCUCUUUCCUGACCAACUGAUAGUGGCUGCAGGAGAGCAGCUUAGUCAACAAUAUGACAAUGUGUUUGCAGAGUAUAAAGAGCAGUUGACAAACCAAAAGAGAGUUCUUUUUGACAUAAUUUCAAAGUAUUACAAUGGACAAGAAAAAAGCCCCCUUAUCCCUGGACGCUAUCUGGACAUACAUAUUGCCAUUCUACAAUUGAUAAAUGAUAACAAAAUUGAGGACGCCAUUAAAGCCUUCCAGUUAUGUUUUCGACUUCUUGACACAAGUGUAAGAGAUGAACUCAAAAGACUGGUGACAUUCAUGGCCACUGCAGCUCACCCAGAAGCCUGUUGUCUACAGAAACAAAUGGAUAAUAAGACCCUUGUUUGCCGAACAUUUCAGAAAGCAAUUGUACAAAAUUAUAAGCUUCACCAAUCUCAAACUGAGGCUUUGCUUUUGUUUUUAAUAUCUAAUCAUACUGAGCUCUUCAAGAUUCCUAAAUCUGUUAUUGACGGUGUGAGAGGAACACUGAGAAAGAUGCAGCAGGGAGAAGAUCCAGAUACUCUCCCGACUUUCACCUUUUGCCAGCAGAUGACAUCAGAGGAGUAUGAGGACCAAUGUGAGGCUGCCACUCUUGAAAGCCUCAAGAUGCUUCUUCACAAUAUUUCAAUGAACAAGAAAAUGCCAGCCAAACAAAAGAAACGGUUACUCAAAGAGUUUGAAAAACAUCAUCCUGUGGUCUUUCUCCAGCAUUUCCAAACUACUUUCUGAACACCAUUUUUAAUUUUUGGUAAACCUUUCCAGGUAAAAGCCUGGCCAAUUUAUCUGGGGAGAUCUGUAAGCCCAGUGCUCGUAUUCAAAAUGUCUGGAGAAAUAAUAUGUAUAAUACAUUCUGUUUGUUUUACUAAUUGUAUAAAAUUCUUAUCAUUUUCUGGAAUAAUAAGAAAAAUAUAUUUCUAAUCAUGACUAGUUUGAUAAAUAAUGGACUAAUGUUUUUUUCUCUGCAUUACAGAAAUUAUGGUGAUCAUACUAAUGUAGCUUGAGCGUAACAUCUAUUAUAAAUAUUGUUCUAACAUUUGAAUUACACUUAAUUAAAGCAAAAUUAAUUUUUGCUUACAUAUUCUACAUGUAUUAUUUUGUUUUUGUGGUUACGCUUAGCUGAUUCUGGUUGGUAGAAUCAUGUAAUCAUGAAUCAAUGUACCUUAACAGCUGCUUAUGUUACACAUAGUUGAAUCAUUUCAGUGGCUGAUUAUGUAAUAUGAAAUAAAUUAUAUGAAAUAUUUUCC